Messenger RNA from Guyanagaster necrorhizus, 2076 nucleotides. RefSeq lists its product as uncharacterized. Lineage: Eukaryota; Fungi; Basidiomycota; Agaricomycetes; Agaricales; Physalacriaceae. The coding region runs from base 126 to 2015 and encodes 629 amino acids. The transcript has 7 exons. The record is from RefSeq and is a predicted model, not a curated record.
AGCAGCUCCAUCAACGUACACUCGAUGAUUGUUUCAUUCAUGCAUUUGAAUUUGGCAGGCUAUAUAUAACAGCAUGCCGAGCUUCCUGUUGGCAAAGCCUACUCUAGUCCUAUCGUUAAUCUGCCAUGACUCUCCUUCCUGAGCCGGCGGUGGCCCCCAGACGGUCUUUACGACUUUCCCUCGUUCCACGUCUUUGCGGAACCGUGGGCCUCUUCAUUUUGAUUUCUUCUUGGGCUGGUAUCUUCUAUCAUAACGCGCUUUUCUGCUCGAAGAAUGGUAGGGGCACGCUGAAAACUGCGAAGUUGCAGCUUCUCGGCCAUCAUCACCGUACCCAUCAUCAUACUGGGUGUUCUACCCACAACGAAUCACAGCUUAAGUUUGAAAGUCAGACUGUUUCUUCCCCCGGGGAUUCCUCUUCGUUGCCAGAUUCCGAGCACUUGGGCUUGGAAGAAUUAAGGGAGCUUGUCUCGACGACGGAAGGCUUCUUAGCGAGAGACUAUAGCCUAAACCUAGGAUGGAACAAUAUACGUUAUAUUAUAGAGGCAGCCCUGCUUCAAGCCAAACUUCUCCACCGUACACUUAUUCUGCCUUCAUUCAUCUACGCGCGAGGCUGUGAAUACGGCAUCAAAACUUGUGGCGACUACUUUGCUAUGGUCAACAGAGGGGAUGCGUUAGGAAGCAACGAGUGGCGUGAGCUCCCCGUCGAGGAGCAAAUGGGCUGGGUGAUCCCAAUAAACCUCAUGAUGAAUAUCACUCACCUCCGCGAGACGCACCCCGUCAUCACCGUGUCCGAUUACCUCCGGCUACAUGGUGUCGACCCGACGGCUGAAGCUUCCAACGGACAGUGGCAGCGAGAUCGAUAUCAUGCCAGCGACGUCAAGAAUGUUUUUACAGGGAAGACGCCGGAGUUGUAUAUUAUCCAAAAUGAGUGGUAUGACGAAGGUGAAAUAGUGAGGGUCGACAAAAUAUCGGACGAAAUCAAGGCCCGGAUGCGGGAGGAUGAAGCUCAUGGAGCGCUUCAUGCGUUGGCGGGUGAUUUACCUCAGAAUGUCGCCCUAGACUGGAACCGAACCCAAGAAAUUCUGAAUAUUUGGGAUGAUCACGAGCUGGAGAAGAUCAUGGUUGAACAUGGUUGGGAAGUCCUCCAUACAUUCAGGCCUGUAAAGGGAAUGGAGUUGAGCAAAGCUGUUACAGAACCAAUGAAGCAAUUCGCACGCCGUUCUGCUAUCCGUGGAUUCCAGGAUGAUUUUUCUGGGCGGAAGGAAGAAGUAUUACUGCUUUCUGGCCCAUUGCACAUUCGCCGGAAGCCAGGCGGCAUGCGCUUUACAACUCGCUUUGCAUUGAACGACUACCUUCAUCUUGUCCUCCAUGAUAUCCGACAGAUCGAUGCAAUAAUCUCGCUUGCUGAUCUUAUGGUCCAACGCCUGUACGAUCUAGUUGGAGGGCGAUUAUGGAUGGCAGCGCAUAUGCGCCGCGGUGACUGUAAGACCUCUUCAUCUUUGCAGCAUUUAUUACGUGACAUUCCCAUUCUUGUAGUUGUCAGGUAUAAUUUUGUCAUGGAGAGUAGUCCAGAAAAACAUAUAGUCCGAGUAAAGCAACAUCUGAAGGACGGAAGACGGCUGAUAGAGUCAAUACAUGAACGGGAAGAAGCUUUGCGGUCGUAUGACAUUCCAGAUAUACCGGGUUCAGACUAUGAGAUAUACAGUCGGGAACCACCUCUGGCAGACGACCGGUUCUAUGUAGCGACAGAUGAGCGCAAUGACACUGUUCUACAAGAGUUUCGAAGCCAGGGAGCCAUUCUCAUGGACGACCUUCUUACCAUUUCAGAUAGACGGAUGAACGGUCCAGAGAUAUCAUGGGCAUUGAUGAUUACGGACUUUCGUGGGCUGGUAGAACAAGUCGUCUUGUCACGCGCGGCGUAUUUUUAUGGCCAUACGAUGAGCUCGGUAGUUGGCGGUGUCAUGAACCUACGUGGUAAACGUGGCGUCGAUCCACGCACAACAGAUGUAGAUUAGAAUUUGAACAUUUUAAUAUCGCGCUAGCGUUCUUGUACCUACUGACACCGAGAAUAUAUUG